Thyridium curvatum is the source of this 708-nucleotide messenger RNA. RefSeq lists its product as uncharacterized. Gene Ontology annotation, molecular function: water channel activity. Bases 1 to 708 code for a protein of 235 amino acids. Gene Ontology annotation, biological process: transmembrane transport. The record is from RefSeq and is a predicted model, not a curated record. The transcript has 2 exons. Gene Ontology annotation, cellular component: plasma membrane. NCBI's taxonomy places the organism in Eukaryota, Fungi, Ascomycota, Sordariomycetes, Thyridiales, Thyridiaceae.
AUGCCGAGAAAUACGUGGUGGUCGAGACGCCGCAAUGUCUUUCAGCAAAACGCACCUGUGGCGGAUGGCGUCCAUGCUCACGCUGCCCCGCCCAACAAGAAGAAGCAGCAUGCCGUCGCCGGCCUGAGCGAGUUCGUCGGCACCCUGCUCUUCCUCUUCUUCGCCUAUGGCGGCACCAACGUGGCCAUGGAGUCGCCCGGUGAGGUGACGGAUCCCGUUCCUCGCCUGCUCUACAUCUCGCUCGCCUUUGGCAUCUCGCUCCUCGUCAAUGUGUGGGCCUUCUUCCGUAUCGGUGGAGGCAUGUUCAACCCGGCCGUCGCUCUCGGCAUGUGGAUCAUCGGAGCCAUUGACAUUGUCCGCCUCCUCAUCGUCGUUCUGGCCGAGAUCACGGGCAGCGUUGCGGCUGCCGCGCUGGUUGGUGGCCUGAUCCCCGGUCCAUAUACCGGCGGCAGUCUCAACCCCGCCAGAUCAUUUGGUCCUUCGAUCGUCGUGGGCUUUGUGCCCUAUCACUGGAUCUACUGGGUGGGCCCUGUGAUCGGCACGUUGCUUGCUACCGCGCUCUACACUCUGACCAAGGCUCUGGAUGCCCGUCGUCAGACUGGCGAUGUCGAUGAUCCGGCCCUGCCUGUGGUUCAUAAGGCUGAGCCUCCCACCGGGCCUGCUGUUGACAUCGAGGCACAGCACACUGCUCACACUAGUGCUGCCUAA